AUGCGCGCCUCCCGAGCCCAAGUUGGAAGUUGGAAGACAUCACAAUAUCUGCCAGAUCCCCAAAGCUUGUAUCCUGUUUUUGACUCAUGGCACUCGUGCGAAUGCCAGGAGACUCUGCGCAAAGCCGACGAGGCUAUCAAAGCCUUGGGCAUCGACUUGACUGCUGCAGCUCCGCAGGAGCGGAUUGUUUGUCCUACAUGUGAUGCCAUGUUCCUUCAUGCUGCCGACGAAUACGUCAAGACGAGCUGGGUCCUGCCGGGAGCAAAGAAAAGAGAUGUAGCGGCUUUGCGGGCGAGGGCAACAGCCUUCCGUCAGGCUUUAGAAGGGAUGAGCACUGAAGACGACCUUCAGCUGCCAGAUGGACUUGAUGACGACUUCGGCGAUUUAGGCGAUUUAGGGGAUGACCUCGGUGACUUGGGUGGUGACCUGGCGGACUUUGAGAAUGCCCCGCCUGUGGAGGAGGACACAAAGGGCGUCACUCGCUUUCAAAUGAUCGAGUACCUGAACCAGCGCGAGUGGUGGAGGCAAAGUCUCUGCAGGCUAACCUUCACGGCCGUGCUUUGGUUGAUCUUCGCCUACCUGGCUAUUGUCAGAUCGAACGUCAAUCAAGCAUACAAAGUCCAAGAGGCUGUGGUCAGUUAUGUGGAGGGGAUCAUGUCACAUCCUGGCAUCAGUGGCGUUCGCUUGCGCACACCGGCAGAAUCCAAUAUGCCCUGCCGCUGCGGCUGCCGCCACAUUGGUGGAUUUCCUGCGAGUGCUUGCACGGACGACGGCCAGACGGAAGCCUUCGAAUUUCUGGGAAGGCUUCCAGGAGACACUGCCGAGAGGCUGGUGGCUGCCGCUGGGGGCUUCUACCCGCUCGGAUCCCAGGACAUGGAGCCCAUGACUUGGAGUCGCAUCCGAACAGCCGAAGAUGUAAUGGUUUGGAUGGAACAUGGGCUCUUGCCCAAUGUGUGGGGCACUGUUGCGGGGAAGGUGAUCCGGCGCCCGGGAUUGAUUUUGAACCGAAACUUGGUGGUGGGUGGUGUCCGCGCUAGACAGCGCCGAGCCAGCUUGGAUGUGGGAAACUGCAAUCUCCCAGCUGCCCUUCAGUCCUGGUACACCGUCCUUUGCCGGAGCGCUGAAAUGGCCGUGGAUCCUUUCGGCCCGCUUGCCGAGGCGAACUUUACCAUCGUAGACCAAUUGCCCAUUGGUGUAAGGAACGCUUUCCUGUCCAGCACUUCUACCGACGGGGCUUACGACGCACAUUUCGAUGUCGAGAGACCUCUGAGCAAUGCGCUAGAGACAGCUACGCAGUUGCGACGAGUUGGAUGGCUAACGGAAGCUUCCACGUCCCUGCAGAUAGAGGCCCUCAUGCUCAAUGGUGAGAGUGGGUCUUUCGUGAUCCUGUCUAUCUCCUUCGAGUGGUUGAACGAUGGCGGUAUCACCAAGACAGUGAGAAGCCACGUCUUCCGUGCUGUUCCGGGACAGGCAUCUGUCAUGGACUUCCUUCCGGAAAUCUUCUGGCUUGUUAUGAUUUUACUGCUCCUGAGGCAAGAGCUUUGGGAAGUUCUGAAAGCGACUUUCCGGCGCGAGCUUCGAGCCUACAUAUCGAACUUCUGGAACUUGGUGGAUUGGAUUUCGAUUGCAGUCGGUGUUGCUCUCGCUGUUUACUCCCUCUGGAUCCAGGAGUUCACUGCCGUUUUGGCCACCGGCGUCUCGCAGCUUCCUCGAGCGCCAUUGGCCAGCGACCUGGAUGAGAUCGCAUAUCAGAGCAGAUGGUCCAAAAACAUUGACGAUGCCCACGCCAUCGUGGUGAUGCGUGGCUACUUCCAGCUGAGCCUUUUCUGGUACUCUUCGAUCAUCACCGCCAGAAUGCUCAAAGGAUCCUUAGGGCAAGCCAAGCUAGCCAUGAUCCAGAUCACUUUGGCGGACGGCUUCUGGGACGUGUUGCACUUUAUGAUGAUCUUCCUUGUCAUAUUCAACAACUUUGCAGUUGGAGGGAAAAUCCUAUUCGGUCCAGAGUUAGAGGGGUGGUCCACGUACCCCCAGUGCUGCGCCAGCGCGGUGAUGAUGCUCAUGGGCGCGGCGAACUUCGAUGCACUCUAUCAAGUUGCUCCCAUUACAUCGACCAUCUGGUAUUGGCUCUUCAUUUUAAUGAUGAUGUUCCUUCUGAUGAACUUGCUGAUUGUCAUCAUAGUCGACCACUUCUGCCAAAUCCGGGACUCCUGCGGUGAAACCGCUGGGAUUCUUCACGAUCUGAGGUGGUCCUGGAAGGAAUUCCUCUUCAAGCUCGAGUGGCGUAGGGACCAAUUUCGGGAGGGUGAGUACAAGGCUUGCUUUUUGGGAAAUCCCUACCAAGACCUGAUGGAUGGGCUCUUGCAGAAUGCGAAAGCCAGCGAAGCCAUGGAGAAGGCUGCUCAAAAGCACUGCUUGGCCAUCCGACUCAACAGGAAGAAGAUCGAGGACUUGAGCGUUGAGGUGCCCACCGCCGAUGCAAAUCCCGGCUUCGGCAUCGUGAAGAACUUGGAGCUUCGCAAGAUCGCAUGUGAUGCAAGUACAGCUCAGUUCUUGUUGGACGGCUGUGACAGCUUUGUAGCGUCGGAGAAGAACACUCUGCAUUUGGGAGUGCUGAACCAGGUGCGGAGUUUCGUGAGCCUGCUGAAGCAGAGCAAGGAAACUCUAGACUCCCAUUGCAAGUUGAUGGAAGAGGGGAUCGUCGAGGAUCAAGAAGAGCUGGAACAGAUCAUGACUCGUCUCGAGGAGUCGGUUCAAGCGGCUUUCGAAGGUUUCCAGGAGCUGGCAUCCACUGGCAUCGACACAUUGGCACCCCCAGCUCUAGGCCAAGGCGGUGAGAUGAAACAGGUCCAAGACCCUCCGCCGUUCUUCGUUUCACGCGCACGCUUCGGAGUGCGACGUCGGUGCCGAGUGCACGAAGUACACUGCCCGUCUGAGCUCGAUGCGGCGCUGCAGGCAGGAGAUUUGCCACUCGAACUCUUGCGGACACGCUUCAAUCGACUCUCGGGCUGCCCGUUCCUCAGACGGGAAUGCGUGCCCGAGUUCGACACACCACAGGGGCUCUUCGGGAGUUCGGCGCUUGAUCUCCGUCAACUCAUGGCCGAGUCGCGCAUUAUUGCUUUCAAUUUCCGCAAACUGCUGAGGCCUAUCCGGCUCAACAUCAUCCGCGGGGCCAUCUUAGCUUCGACAGGCAGAGAGGAGGAGCUUCCUGUACAGGUCAUAGCAAAAAUGCCAGCGACUGUAAGAGAUGAAGCAGCUGGCGUUUGGAGACGACUUGGUUCAGACAAAGGCUUUCGAGCGGACAAAACAUGCUGCAGCCUGGACAAGAUAGAUUCGGUCUUGGAAUACACAGGUUUAGUCUUGGAUUUCAAAGCGAAGACCAUGGAGCAACAGCAGGAGUAUGCCAGACAGAUUGAAGAAAGUCUCGGUCGCUCAAGAUCUGAAAGCCCUUGCCAGCCCCUUAUGCGGGACCGUUUCCUCGAUCGUUUACAAGCUUUGCAGCUUGUGGCUUUGCCUUUGGGUUUGCAAGGAAUGAGCCUCCAGCGCAAAGUUGUUGCGCUCACCUUGAGGUCACAUUGCCUCUUGCAUCGGAAUGGAAAGUCGUGGUCACUGGCCCUGAGGAUGCAGCGACGCUACCUUGAGCGGCUUGUCAAUCUCCAGAUUCACUUACGAUCCUCUGCAACAGAGAUCCGGAGAAAUGAUUUGGUAUCCAAGCAGGCUGCACAAGAGUCCGGCCUGCAAGAGUGCUUCCAACUGCCCCUCCUAGCGUCCCAAUCAGGCUACGUGCCAUCCGAUCUGGAUCGGCGUGCUUUGGCGCACGAUGUGGUGUACCCUUACCGACGUCGAGCAGGAGAGGUGAGAACCUGGCAUGUCUGGGUGGAUCGGUUGUCCAUCCUGUUCUCACGGUUUCUGGCAAAGCUGGUGUACCAGCUCAAAGCUUUGACAGCCAGCUUAGACUACGCUUUUUUGCAAGGCAUGGGGGCAUCCCGGGAAGUCUUCUGGGGUUCCCAAGCGGCCUUGGUGCAGACACAGGUCUGGCACUGGCCCAACUUUAACCACGGGCACGGGCUCUCAGCGAGCCAGCCUGUUGGCCGUGUCCCCACUUUUGCCGUGGCCUUCCUCCUGUCGAACCGUACUUCGCAGGAGGAGAUGGAAGCAGCCUGGGAUGUGGCGAUGUCCUUCCUCCAAGUUUCGGAAGAGGAGGAAACUGAGGUGCUCUUCCUUGAAGACUCUCUCCGCGAAGCUUGGGAGACCAACUACCGGCCUGUGCUGGCUGCAGAGCUCUCGAGAAGGGCACGCGCCCUCGGGUCCAAAGGACGGGUUGAAGUCCUUUGGCGUCGCCACCAAGCGACCUUAGGCAAUGAAAUCGUCUUGACGGAGUACCUGCAAGAGAAGCGCCCGGGGGGGAAUCUCGCCUUGCUGCACUUGGCCUGCCUCGACCUCCGAAAAAGCCAAGGCGAGAGCCAGAGCCAGGCAGUGAGGGCCGAGCUCCCCUUGCGGCUGAUCCGCUGGGCCAGGGAGACUUCCACUACGCGCUCUAGCCUGAGCUUCUUUGGGCCUACCGCGUCUACUGAGGAAGGCCAUGUCAAAGAGCGACGACGGCCCUUGCCAGCCUUCCGGACACGUCAUGGCAUUCUCCCAUUCCUGGACCCAUAUCUGGAUUUCCACCGCCGGGCACUUCGGGCUUCGGCGUCCGAGGCAAGGACUCAAUUUCGUGCCUUGGUCUACGUGUGCAACCCGUUCACCCUUUGUGGUGGCCAUGGUGACCGCACAAACGGCAUUUUGUCUGCCUUCACUCUGGCUCUGCUGACCUCUCGCGCUUUCUUCAUCGACUUUGACUCGCCCUUGCCCUUGACGCUUCUGCUCCAGCCGCGAACGGCGCCUGGUCCGUCUGGUGGGGCGAUCUUGGACUGGCGCAUGCAUGGCUUGGGCUCCAUCGGCCAAGGGGCCCAUCUGUUCUACCUGGAUGAUCGCAUCUCCUUCCAAGAGGAUUUGACCUGGCUGUUGGAAGACCCGAGCCCAAUACUCCACGUUUCCAUGAACCAUCGCGAGCUGAAAGUCCUCUUGGCGAACGAGCUCUUGAGGAAGCAAGCCGAGCAGAUGAAGUUGAAGCAGGUCUCCCACCUUGCCGCGAGGCUUUGGGACACCCUCUUCCAGCCCACGACAAUACUCCAGCAACGCCUGCAGCAAGCAGCAGAGACCCUUGGAAUUUCAGAGAUGACGCUUCCCUGGACUGACCGAAGCAGCGAGAGGGCUGGUUUCUUGGGCAUCCACUUCCGUGCUGGCAAUGAAUCUGCGCGGCUUUGGUGGGAUCCCUCCCGGCACUCUCUUGGCAGCUUACCCGACUUUCUCGACUGCGCCAAACAGGCCGAAAGUGAAUUGGCUCUGCCUUCAAGCACGCCCUGGUUUCUCAGCGCUGACACCAUCUCGGCCCUUGAGAUGCCUGAGGUACAGAGACUUCGAGCCUCGGGGAAACUUCGGGUCCUCGAGGAGGCGGAUGGCUGGAAGUUGGCACACGUCGACCGAUCCCACGCCAAUCUUGGCUUGCAAGGCUUCGUCGACUCCUACGUUGCUUACAUGCUUCUAGCUUCAGCGCAAGUCUUGAUCCUCUCCCGUAGCUUCUUUGGUGAGACGGCCGCCGAGAUCGGGGCAGUGCCGCACGUCUAUUUCGCCGAGGGCUGCGCGGCCCGAGGGCUUCGGUCCUCCCUUGUGGGCGGCGUGCGAAGUCCCUGGCUGAGGAUUGCCAGCGCAGAAUCCCUGGCGGUGCUCCUCCCAUCCGGGUCCUUCCAUCGGUUGAGGUGUGGCCACGCGGCACUGCGCCAGGAGAUGUACGCAUUUCCCGCCUACGGGGGCUUCCCGGGCUUUGGCCAUGCGGCUGCGGUGUUGACGCCCUCUGCGGCUUCCGCAUCCUCGUAUGAAUAUCCCGGCUUUGGCUACGGAGCUUCCAAGAAGGCCCGUGAGGAGCCGGCUGCAAGUUCCAAAAAGAGCAAGACCAAGGUGGCCAAAGAGAAAGCCACAGCCCCCGCUCGAGAUAGUGAUGCUAUGAACUGGCCAAAAGGACUCGUGGUCUCCGGUGGGAAAGAUAAGAUGGUCAAGAAGAUCGUACGUGGCAGUUUCAGGUUUGCUGGCGAAAACCACGGCAGGCCGUACUACCAAAAGGAUGAGAAGUUUAAUGACUUGGACGUCCUCCUCUACUUCUGGGACGACCGGGACGGUUCCGACUUCUCCGGCUGGUGGUUCGGACCGAAGGUCGGCGGCGACCAGGUCUGGGCGUAUCAGCCCGGCGAGGACCCGACUCCGCCGGAGACCGGCUGGAAGGUGCCUUACGAUGGGCCAGUGGACAAGAACUUCACGGUGACGGCCAAGAAGGAGAAAGCGAAGAAGGAAGGGAAGGAAGCGAAGGAAGGGAAGGGAGGAAAGGAGGGCCCUGAGAAGCCAGUGGAAGAGCCACUCCAGGCUUAUUCGAUGUGGUAUGGGAUGCCGGGGAUGCCUGGGAUGCCAUACAUGGACCCCCAUGCGGCAGAGCGGCACAUGCAGGAGUACGCACGCCUCCACCAAGAAGAGGCAAAGCGAAGGCUGGAAAUGGAGUUUCAGCGACAGAAAGCCGAGGAGCAGAAAAGGAAGGAAGCAGAGAGGAAGCGGAAGGAAGAGCUUCGCAAGAAGCAGGAGGAGCUUCGCAAGAAAAAGGAGGAAGAGAUGAAGCGCCAGAAGGAGCUUCAGGAGCAACGGAUCAAGGAGGGCAAGGCCGUCUUCAUGGUUCGGAAGGUCAUCCAGAAAGUGGCUGCGGCCACUCCAGAGAACCUUGAGGCGCUGGAGAAGGAGCUGGAGGAGUGCCUCAAAGAGCACCUGGAGGACACUGGAAGCCAGAAAGAUCAUAUGAAGUCGGAGAGCGACAAGUGCCUUGACCAGGCGAAGAAGCGCAUAGAGAUGCUGAACGAGGCGAAGCGAAAGGCACAGGAGAAGAAAGAGGCCGACGAGAAGAAGCGGCAGGAGAUGGAGCAGCGCGCCAAGGAGCUCCUCAUGGAGCUCAGCCAGCUCCUGGAUACUGCCGAGACUGGGGUGGAGCGCCUCAAGGAGGUCUGUGCUCCCCUGGAGCAAGGGGACACGCAGAGCCAAGAGGAGGUGGACCAAUGUGCUGCGGCCGUGGAGGCCGCCGGCACUGAGACCCGGGACCUCGUGAAGCAUUGUAUGGAUUUCCUGGUGAAAAACGGGCCGGAGAUGAAGGAUCCACCCUCAGCCGCAGCCGGAGUUGUGGGCACCUCGGAGAUCAAGCAGCUCAUGGCGAAAUGCCUCUCGCGUAUCAAUGAGUGCACGAAACUCAGCGAUGCGCUCGUCGCUGCCUCGCGAGCCGUGCAGUUGGCUGUUGCCCGACGUGCCACGGCAUCGCAAGAGACCUCGAAGCUCCAGGACCUCUUCAACAAAUACGAUGUGGACGGCGACCAGAUGCUCUCCAAGCAGGAGGUGCUGGCCUUCGCGAAAGCUGAGUUCCAGCUUACGCUCUCCGUGGAAGUUCUGGACAAGCUCUGGCCCCGACUCGUAGAUGAUCAGAAGGGCGUCCUCUUCGAAAGGCUCCAUGUGCUGAAGUGCAAGCUGGGCAUGCAACGGGAGCUCCUUCGGGACCAGCGGCGCAAAGAGCAACGGGAAGCCCGCGACAAGGUGAGGGCCGUCCUUCGGGCGCAGCUUGACACCAAGGUCCAAAGAGUGGAGCGGGAUGUGGAAGCCGUCGAGGAGGCGGUCGUCAAAGUCGAGAAGUCCUUACCUCCCCUCGAAGAAGAGGCCCGGAAGUCGAUGGACGUUCCGGCUCGGACUGCCGGAUGCAAGGCUGUUCUGCAGGAUGCACGGGACGUGGCCGGUGCUGUGCAGCAGCAGAUCGACGACCUGCCAAGCGGCUUUGAAGAGCGUCACCUGGAAGAUGUAAAGGACCUCCUGAUUCCUGAUCUUCGGGUUCUCUCCAAGCAGAUGGCCCGCUUUGACUUGCGACUGCGGCGCAUCGAGAACCUGUGCCGGCGCUUCGAAAGUGAGGUGCUGCAGAGGCAGCGCUCUGAACUCUACGGAGCGCGGCUCUUUGCCGUCAAGGUCGCACGGCUCUAUGCAGCGCAGAGAAGCCGGAACAUGCAGCAAUUGUACAGCGAGAUGGAUGCCAGUGGAGAUGGCGUCAUCGAUUCCCAGGAGUUUUCGCUCUUCUUCAUGUCGAUGGAGCGAAGCAUUCUGGAUGAGGCGUCGGCCAAGGAGGUGCUGCCAGAGCCGCCGGUACCUGCUCUGCCCUCGAAGCCUAAGGCUCCGAGGAAGGCGGUCGUGGAGCCGGUGCAGUUCACAGAUGAGCUUCUGUCCCGACUCUUCAAGAGCCUUCUCGCGCCCGGAAGCAACAAGCUCUCGGAAGAUGCUUUCACUCAGAUCAUGCGCUGCUACCUGAAGGUGGUCAAGGAGGGCCCCAUCACCUCGGAGCUGCAAGUGACGGGCAGCAACAGCCUGCGGCAGGCGAAGCCGGACGAGGUCGCAGAGCUCCUCGAGGGUCCCAUUGAAGAGUCCCAGAUGAAGGUCUGGCGAGUUCGAUGCCGUUUCAUGGCCGACGGAAUGGAGGGCUUCAUGACGCUCCGAGGAACCGACGGUGUGGCGCACCUCCAGGAUUGGCGGGCACUCUUCAAGAUCCUCCGCGACGUGCAGCUCACGGAGAAGUUUGAGCGACCUGUGGACAAAAAGUACCUGCAGCGAACCUUGGGCCUCGAAGAGGAAGAGGAAAGGGCCGAAAGGGAGGAUGGGCUCGGCGAGCCGACCAGAGAGCCCGAGAUCGUCAUGAAGGAAGACGUAAACUUGGUUUUGGAGGAGCCGGAGGAGACGCAAAACUUCGAUCCCGAAGACCCAGAGGGAGCCGAUCCCCAAAAUGGAGACUCCAGGGGGGCGCAAGAGGAUGAGCUCUCCAUGCCCGUGGGCUUUCAGCUUUUGAAGCACGUGGACUCCCCAGAGCCAGAGGAGCCCGAUGAGGGCUUCAGGCGCCUGCGGGAGGGGGAGCUGGUGGAAGUGCUGCAAUGGCCUUCCAACCACCUCGAGUCUGGGCUGACGCGCAUGAAGGUGCAAGCCCUGAGCGAUGGCUCCGUGGGCUGGAUAACGCAGACGAACACAGAUGGAAUCAUCUUUGCCGAGCUUGUGUUUCAACAGUCCUCAACAGAUCCGACUGGGUGCAUUGAUCAAGAGCUGCAGCUUGGUGACAUGACAUGUUUUGGGAUGAUUACGGGAAUCCAGAUGAAGCCAUCAGCGCUGGUGGCCCAGCUCGCCUUUCUCGUGUCUGCCCUCGCCGCCAACCCAAACACGAAUCCGGGGUCCUACCACAAGCCCUGGGCAACGCAUGCUGGCUGCGCCUCCAUUGUCCGCAGAUUCGACUGGCAGCAGAAUACGUCGGAACCCUUGUACCGACGAUUCCACGCGUGUUUGGCGAGGCGCAAGGAUUUGCCGGACUGGGCACAUACGAGUCGGCCGGCCCUGUUUUCAGGCGAGCAUUAUCCCGUGUCGGUCGUACCUUCAGUCAGCGGGGUGCCUCUCUACUGGAUCACCCCAGUUUAUGACUACGUCGUCUCCAACUUCAUCCGGAAGGAAGGCACCUACGAGCCGAUGGAGCUUGAGGUCUUUCGGAAUCUGGUGAAGGAGGGGGACGUCGUCUGCGACAUAGGCUCCCAUGUGGGGAGCUAUAGCAUCCCUCUAGCCUUCCACGUGGGUGAACAGGGCCGCGUCCAUGCCUUCGAGCCCUUCCGGAUCGUGUUUCAACUCCUCACCGGCAACGUGGCCCUGAAUGGUUUGUACAACGUCUACACUCGCAACGUGGCCCUGGGCGAGAGAUCCGAAAUCCUGCGCGUGCAGAGCCCUGCGCUGAAGCGCUCGAGCAACAUCGGUGCCACGAGCGUCUACUAUCAGGCGAAGCCGGUCUACGGUGAAAAUCAUGUCCUGCAGUACGAGGGUGAAGAGUUUGUGAAGGUGGAGACCCUGGACUCUUUCCAGAUUGAGCAGGUGCAUUUCAUGAAGAUUGAUGUGGAGGGGGCACUGGACAAGGUUCUGCGCGGAGGCCAAGAGACCAUUGAGCGGAAUCGGCCUGUGAUAGCAUGUGAGCAUGGUGAGCCAACUGCACCUGAGCUUCUGACGGCUUGGAGCUAUCGCUGCAUCCUGGUCUUGCCUGUGCAUGACCUGUGGGUCUGCGUACCGCAGGAAAAAUGGUGGCGAUAUCGCUGGCUUGAAACAACCGAUUUUGGGUAUGGGCCUGCAGCUGCAGCAGAAGCUGCCGCAGCAGAAGCCGCUGCUCAGGAAGUUCGGAGGAGCACAGAUCCGCCCAAGCUCUUCCGAGAAGGGGUCCUUCCAGGAUGGGCGGCUGAGAUGCGGGCCUCUGGGCACCGCCAGGAUGCUGUACUGAAGGGGUUGUAUGAGUCUUCAACCGUUUCCGACUGGCGGGAGCGUGUGGUGAAAGCCUGGGCGAACGCGCCAGCGGAGAAAGGGCCGAAGCUUUCCAAGAGCAAGGAGACGCCAUCGAAGCCAAGACGUCGCCAGAGGGGGCUGCUCUCGCUCGCGCGCGUCUUCGGGUUUCUUGCAGCCGUUUUGGCUGCCUUAGACGCGGACCCGGUGCCCUUGGCUUCACAAGCCCCGAGCUUGGAGGAUGUGGCUCCGCUGGGCUUGCAAGCCUCGCGGGUGUCCUUGCAGCUUGCCAAAAGGAAGCACGCUGCGGAGUUCAGAGGAGAGCCGCUGCCACUGCGUGACGCCACUGACCAUCUUGGCUUGCGCCUGCAGCAAGGCGACGUAGACAUCGACACCGAGGCCAUCGUCGCAGAGUUCGAGGACAAAAUGAAGAAGUCCGUCGUCCUCCUCGAGGAUAACCUGAGGACGAUCAGAGCCGGAAAGGCAACCCCUUCCCUGCUGGACAGCGUGAAGGUGAAUGCUUACGAGUCCGUUCUGAAACUCGAGGAGGUUGCGACCGUCACCGCAGCUGACACCACCACGCUGAUGGUGAACGUCUUCGACGAGACCGUCGUGGGCGCCGUCGUGAAGGCCAUCCAGACGGCCGAUCUGGGUUUCACGGCUUCGGAGAUGGGCCAGUCAGUGAAGGUGAACAUCCCCCCACUCACGAAAGAGAAGCGCGUGCAAUACGUUAAGCUGGCCAAGGACUAUGCGGAGAAGUCCAAGGUCGCGGUCCGGAACGUCCGGCAAGCAGCAAUGAAAAAGAUCAAGAGCUUCAACAAGAAGCUCCCAGAAGACACCGUACGUGCCAUGGGCCAGGACGUCGAGGACUUUGUGAAGAAAAGCGUAGGUGACAUCGAAGCUCAGCAGCAAACGCUGGCAAAGUCUUAUAUGGACCAAGGCCUCCGGCACGUUCAAGCCAAGUUCGUUCAUACGAAACCCGUCUUCAGAGCGAAGACGUCAACCGAGGAUGCGAAGUUCAAGAGCAAAGAGACGGCACUAGCCGUCGUCUUGGACUUUGCUUUGCAAGUCGGCCUCGAUGUUCCAGAAGUUACUGUGGCUGGUCAAGCUGAGGGCUCGGACUUCGAAGAGCUUCUGCUGCCCCUGGUGGGACCCGAGCUUUGGCGCCUGGAGGUUCCGAACGCGCGGCGUGCGCGCGCCUGGGUGCGCGGCUGGGUGGAGUUCAACUACUGCCGGGGGGCCAACCAGAACGGUGCGGCCAUGAAGAAAGUGGGCCUGAAGACUCCUGUGGAGGCCUCGACUGCUCUGCUCUGA
Symbiodinium sp. CCMP2592 is the source of this 11706-nucleotide messenger RNA. NCBI's taxonomy places the organism in Eukaryota, Dinophyceae, Suessiales, Symbiodiniaceae. The record is from the annotation of a GenBank genome assembly.